Molecule: messenger RNA, 609 nt
Organism: Saccostrea cuccullata (small rock oyster)
Lineage: Eukaryota; Metazoa; Mollusca; Bivalvia; Ostreida; Ostreidae
Exons: 4
Coding region: 1-609 (202 amino acids)
Biological process (GO): proteolysis; protein desumoylation
Cellular component (GO): nucleus
Molecular function (GO): deSUMOylase activity
Source: RefSeq, a predicted model, not a curated record
AUGGAGGUCUCCGAGUAUACAGAGCUGGUGAACUUCCUCGGCAGUCCACCUGACAGACGAGAAUGGCCAGUCAACACACAGGUUCCACUUCACUCGUAUGACAUCAUUUUGCUGCCUGUAUGCCAUCAUGACCACUGGUUUCUAAUGGUUGGCUACCCAAAAUUGGAAACUCUGCUCAUUUUGGAUUCUCUGCCCAACAGACAAAGAGAAAAACAAUUUGCCAGACACUGGAGAUGCUUUAUGGAAACCCGAUUUCAAGCAGAGCCAUCAACUCCCUUAUCCUGGACCCUUAGCCCCAUUAAGUCCUCAGUUCAGAAAGAUGGACAUUCCUGUGGAGUUUUUGUGCUAAUGAAUUCAGCAGCCAUUUUAUCACACAUCUCCCCCCAAGUCAUGCGGCUGUGUCACAUCAAGGCCUACAGAGCUUAUGUGCGUGGGGAGCUGCUCACUAAUGGGAAAGCAGACAAAAGGAGCCUUGCGUGCGACCUUCCCUUCUGCGCAGCUAGCUACAGGAAACAGAUUCAGUGUAGUUCCUGCUUGAGAUGGUGCUACCAUGCCUGCCUUGGCAUCAAGGAGAAAGACAGUGUGGAAACAUGUAUCUAUUGUGCUUAG